GUCGGAGCCAUUUCGAGGUUGAGCCAAGCGAACUUCCGUUUGUCAUUCAACGAGCACGGCAGUUUGCUUCUCCUCAGCUCUUCAAAGAAAGGAGCUGAAUUCCGUGACCAGACAUCAUGACCCUGUUUCACUUCGGGAACUGCUUUGCCCUCGCCUAUUUCCCUUACUUUAUAACAUACAAGUGCAGUGGCCUCUCAGAGUACAAUGCCUUCUGGAGAUGUGUCCAGGCUGGAGCGACCUACCUGUUUGUCCAACUCUGUAAGAUGCUGUUCCUUGCUACGUUUUUCCCCACAUGGGAAGGAGGAGCUGGAGUUUAUGACUUCAUAGGGGAAUUCAUGAAGGCAACAGUGGACAUGGCAGACCUGUUGGGUCUCCAUCUUGUGAUGUCUCGUAAUGCCGGUAAAGGGGAGUACAAGAUCAUGGUGGCCGCCAUGGGCUGGGCAACAGCAGAACUUGUGAUGUCCAGGUGCCUUCCUCUGUGGGUGGGAGCCAGAGGGAUCGAGUUUGACUGGAAAUACAUCCAGAUGAGCUUUGACUCUAACAUUAGUUUGGUCCAUUAUAUCGCCAUGGCAGCAGUGGUGUGGAUGUUCACACGAUACGACCUUCCUAAGAGCUUCAGGCUUCCUGUUACAGUGCUGCUGGCUCUCUGUGUAUACAAGGCCUUCCUAAUGGAGUUGUUUGUCCAUGUCUUCCUGCUGGGCAGUUGGACAGUGUUGUUGGUGAAAGCUGUGCUGACUGGUGCCAUCUCUCUCUGCUCGCUGUUCCUCUUCGUCACUCUGGUCCACAGCAACUAAGUACAACUCCGCACCCUUUGAUAAGCCUGCAGCAGUCUUAUUGGUCCAGACUGGACCUGGAUUGUGAUAGAUAGAAGCUGACUCCCAAUACUUUUUCAGUCUAAAUAUCACCAAAAACACCAAAGACUACUGAAAAGGCUUGUUGAUAUUGGGUAGAUGGACUGGUCUGAUUUCCAAACAAGGCUAAGCUACCAACUGGUAAGCUAAACUUCUUCCGGUUUGUUUUAAUCAGUCUAAACGGACCAUUGAUGGGAAACAUGUGCUGGAGCUUUGUCUGCUUUCAGUCCAAGCUGCAGGUUGAGUGGUGACAUCAGGAAGCUUCCGUUAUAUCAUUGGCUUACCUCAGCUGUGUUGGUUUUGUUAGGUGAUUUUUGUACCACAAAUGAAUUGAGACUUUAUAUAUAACAUUAUUCUUUUCUAUGUGUUGUCUAAUGUGUCGGCAUAAUGCUUAGAUGAAAUCGCAAAGUGAAUUUAUAACAAAUUAAUGACAGUGAUAGUGCAUUGAUAGUCCAAUGUGUGGCCACCAAUUUAUUAAUUUAUUUAUAUACCAGUAAAUAUUACAAGUAGGUAACUGUAACAUGAUUUUUCUAAUCCGUAAAGAAAUUGUAUUGAAGAUUUAAAGUUUAACUCAAACAGUAUGAAUAAACUGAGAUCCACUCAGAAUUAUGACAACAUCAUGUUAAAUUGUAGGCAUCUGGGAUUUUGACAUUAAAGUAAUAAAUGUCUUUUUGUCUUAACUUUC
Molecule: messenger RNA, 1536 nt
Organism: Perca flavescens (yellow perch)
Lineage: Eukaryota; Metazoa; Chordata; Actinopteri; Perciformes; Percidae
Gene: tmem147
Product: transmembrane protein 147
Exons: 8
Coding region: 117-794 (225 amino acids)
Source: RefSeq, a predicted model, not a curated record